CCUCACCUUUAGUUCCUUAGUCUUGCCUCCUCUUCUCUCUCUCAGAUGAAGAACAACAACAGUUUAUCCACAUGAUCCUUCACCGAAUUUCCCGCCAAUUUCAAAACCCUAAAUUACAUUCUCUAUACCCUAAAUUAUUCUCCUCAUCUUCAAUUUCAUUUUCUAAAUUGAAAGAAUACGAUUUCAGUCCUCCAGAACAUCUCUCAGUAAAACCUAAUUCUAUAAACCCCGAUGUCUAUGAUAACCCCAAACCGAAGAGACAAAAACCCUUAUAUAAACCACCAUCAACACUUGAUACCACUGAUUUCAAACCCUUACAUUCAGAUUUACCAUUUGAUUUCAGGUUCAGCUACACUGAAAGCAGUCCAGAUGUUAGACCAAUUGGUCUAAGAGAACCCAAGUAUUCCCCUUUUGGUCCAUCGAGAAUCGAUCGAGUAUGGACUGGUGUUUGUGCACCUGUUAUUGAUCCAAUUGUUAAAUCUGUUGAUGAUGGAAAUGAAGAGGCGGUCAAUUUGGAAGAGAAGAGAAAGAAAUUGAGAGAUGAUAUACUUGGAGAACCAUUAAGUGAUGCUGAGAGGAAGAUUUUAGUUGAUAAAUGUCAGAGGGUUAGGACUAAACGUCAAAUUAAUUUGGGAAGAGAUGGAUUUACUCACAACAUCCUUAAUGAUAUUCAUAAUAAUUGGAAGACUUGCGAGGCUGUAAGGAUAAGGUGUUUAGGUGUUCCUACCGUCGAUAUGAAAAACGUGUGGAACCAACUCGAGGAUAAGACAAGUGGUAAGAUUAUAUAUAAACAUGGUGGUCUUCUGGUGUUAUAUAGAGGCAGGCAUUAUAAACCCAAGGAAAGGCCUGUGAUUCCAGUAAUGUUGUGGAGGCCCCACGAGCCUAUUUAUCCAAGGUUGAUAAGAAGUACAAUUGACGGUUUAACCAUCGACGAAACCAAAGAAAUGAGAAAGAGGGGCCUAUCAGUUCCUGCUCUUGCAAAACUUGAGAAGAAUGGUUAUUAUGGUAAUCUUGUACCCAUGGUUCGAGAUGCUUUUCUUACCGAGGAGAUGGUUCGUAUUGAUUGCAAGGGUCUCAACAAGAGUGACUACAAGAAGAUGGGCUACAAACUCAGGGACCUAGUUCCUUGUAUCCUUGUUACUUUUAAAAAAGAGCAGAUUGUGAUAUGGAGGGGGAGGAAUUACAGAGCACCAGAGCCUGGGCAAUUUGUCAACGAUGAUAAUUCAUUUGAUGACCUUGUUGGCGGAUCAAGUCACACUGUGGAAGAAGAUGGUAGUUCUAGUAAUGAUUACGAAAGCUCCAGCUCUGAGGAUGAAUUGUUGUCUUCUGAUAGCAAAUUGUUUGCACCACCUACUAGAUAAAUAUUGUGUACGGAACUGAAUUCAGUUUUAAUAUAAUCCAAAUUAUUUUUCGGUGGCAGAC
Messenger RNA from Papaver somniferum (opium poppy), 1422 nucleotides. Its product is annotated as CRS2-associated factor 1, mitochondrial-like. The transcript has 5 exons. Bases 72 to 1361 code for a protein of 429 amino acids. The record is from RefSeq and is a predicted model, not a curated record. NCBI's taxonomy places the organism in Eukaryota, Viridiplantae, Streptophyta, Magnoliopsida, Ranunculales, Papaveraceae. Gene Ontology annotation, molecular function: RNA binding. Gene Ontology annotation, biological process: Group II intron splicing.